Lactuca saligna is the source of this 333-nucleotide messenger RNA. Lineage: Eukaryota; Viridiplantae; Streptophyta; Magnoliopsida; Asterales; Asteraceae. The record is from the annotation of a GenBank genome assembly.
AUGUCGUGCGUUACUCAGACUGAGGUUUGCUUUCAUCUUCCCUUUUCCCUAGCUCUCUACUUAUCAGGAAUGGCUCUAGGUUCCCCACCUUCGAGCAGGAUUUGCAGGGGCCAUUGGGUUACUCGGUUGACCCUAUAUUAUGAGGUUGAAACUAGAGGGAUGGUUCUUGUUCUUAUCCUAUAUAUGGGUACUACCUCUUUAGGGAAGAUGCAGGGUCUUGCUGUUCCACCACCUCCUCAACGACAGGGUGCUAGUCACGAUGGUACUAGCACUUCAGGCAUACAUCUCAGUGAUACUGAUGAUGAUAAUGAGGAGUACACGGAGGAUGGGUAG